AUGAAAAUAAAAACAGAACAACGUAAGAAGCAGAACUACAAGGAUUCGACGGUGACUCUCAAAAACGAUUCCUACCAUCCCAUUCAAGCUGGCAGCAUUGAUGGCACUGAUAUUCUUCCUCAUGACAAUGCCGUUUUUCGUGCUCAACUCUGUUCCUCUAUUGGCCUCUAUGACCCUUUUGGUGAUCCCAAGGCCACUGGAGACCCUUAUUGCACUCUCUUUGUGGCUCGCCUCUCUCGCCUCACCACCGAAGAUGCUCUUUGCAAGGUUAUGAGUAAGUAUGGUCGCGUGAAGAACUUGCGCUUGGUCAGAGACAUUGUGACUGGAGCUUCUUGUGGUUAUGCUUUUGUUGAAUAUGAAACUGAAAGGGAGAUGCGACGGGCAUAUAUGGAUGCUCAUCAUUUGAUAGUUGAUGACUGUGAAAUCAUAGUGGAUUACAACAGACAGCAAUUGAUGCCUGGAUGGAUUCCUAGACGGUUAGGCGGCGGUCUUAGUGGUAAGAAGGAAUCAGGACAACUUCGUUUUGGGGGAAGAGAAAAACCAUUUCGGGCACCCCUGAAACCAAUCCCAUAUGAGGAAUUGAAGAAGCUUGGCAUCCCACCUCCACCUGAGGGAAGAUACAUGUCACGCUUUCAGGUCCCAUCCCCCCCUAGAAGAAGAGAAAGGAACCUUUCAGAAAAGGAAGAAGACUCUCAUAAAAGGGGUUCUAAUGAUAAGAACAAGACAGAAGAUACACUCAAAAGCUCAGUGGACUUUGAGGAAGGGCACUACAGAAGGAGUUCAAGUCACCGAGAUGACCACUCACAUAGAAGGAGCUCUUCGGAGAGGAGCGGUCGUUACCGUGACAGGAGUUCAUCUGAGAAAGAACAUUGGCACAGAAGUUCUACUGACACUGACAGACAUUCUGGUAAAAGAAAAGAAAGAGAUGAACACCCUCGAAGGCGGGAAAAAUAUAGGCACAGUUCUCCUCAUGAGGACUAAGGUCUACAACUCACUCUCACCCUUCUAUGGUGCCUUUCAUCUUGUGUAUAUAAUAUGUUAAUAUACAUAGUAGAAAUGGGAAUGCAGAGUGGUUAUCCUCAAAGAUUUGUCAAUAUGCAUGAAACUUGUUCAUGUAGGUUCAUGUAUAGGUUCCGUGAUCAUCAUAUUUUUUGUGUUUUUUAUAUAUAUUUCUUUAUCAUCGAACAAUGAAGUAAAUUGCAUUUGUAAUAGCCAACCCAAAAGUCCCUAUGGCUUAUAAAACUACACUACAGGGAAAUGUAGACCCAUUCGCCUUAGGACUCA
Molecule: messenger RNA, 1284 nt
Organism: Abrus precatorius (Indian licorice)
Lineage: Eukaryota; Viridiplantae; Streptophyta; Magnoliopsida; Fabales; Fabaceae
Product: U11/U12 small nuclear ribonucleoprotein 35 kDa protein
Exons: 10
Coding region: 1-981 (326 amino acids)
Biological process (GO): mRNA splicing, via spliceosome
Cellular component (GO): precatalytic spliceosome; U12-type spliceosomal complex
Molecular function (GO): mRNA binding; snRNA binding
Source: RefSeq, a predicted model, not a curated record